AUGUCUGCAUAUUUCUUUGUUUCUAUCAUAGCUUAUUCAUUAAUUUCUUUCUUUUUCGUAUGUAUACUUUCAUCUUUCUUUUUCCUUUCUUUCGUUCACGCUUUCUUUCUUUCUCUCUUUUUUUCUCAUAUUUAUGUCUGCUUAUUUCUUUCUUUCUAUCAUUUAUUCUUCCUCUGUUUCUUUCUUUUUCGUAUUUAUACUUUCACCUUUCUGUCUUUUUCUUUCUUUCUUUUUCUUUUUUUUUCUUUUCUUUUUUUUCUCGUUUUUCUCUUUCUUUCUCUUAUUCUUUCUCUUUAUCAUUUGUUCUUUUUCUUUUUUCGUAUUUAUGUCUUCAUAUUUCUUUUUUCUUUUCAUUUGUUCUUUCUUUCUUUCUCGCUUUUUUUUUUCUUUUUUCUCGUAUUUAUGUAUUUAUUUCCUUUCUUUCAUUUUCGUAUUUAUACUUUCAUCUUUUUUUCUUUCUUUCUUUAUUUUUUCUUUUUUUCUCGCUUUCUUUUUUCUCUUUCUUUCUCGUAUUUAUGUAUGCAUAUUUCUUUCUUUCUAUCAUUGAUUCUUAAUCUUUUUCGUAUUUAUACUUUCAUCUUUUUUUUCUUUCUGUCUUUAUUUCUUUCUUUCUUUCUUUCUCGCUUUCUUUCUUUCUUUCUUUCUCGUAUUCAUGUAUGCAUAUUUCUUUCUUUCUAUCAUUGA
Messenger RNA from Acanthosepion pharaonis, 684 nucleotides. The record is from the annotation of a GenBank genome assembly. NCBI's taxonomy places the organism in Eukaryota, Metazoa, Mollusca, Cephalopoda, Sepiida, Sepiidae.